AUGAGCUCUCCAACUUUGUCUCCCCGUUUCCCAGCUCAGAGCCCACCGUUUACUCCAGUUCGCGCCUCGUCGACGCGCAAAUCGUCGAGCAACACGCCUGUUGCGCCCAGGUCGUCUAGCGUAGCUGCGACGAUGCCGCUCACCCCAGAGGCAACGCCGGUGAACUCACGUGAUAAAAAUCGUUUCAAGGUUCUUUUAUCGCCGUCUGAGCAGUCUGCGCGUCCACAAGAGGCAGCAACUCGCUCGCGUGCCCCUCUCAAGACGAAGAGCCAAAACUUCGACGCUACCAAAGCGAGUGAUAGCAACUGGCGUACGCAACGCAAGCAAACUGCACCAGAGACGCCCGGGCGCGCCAGCAAGGGCAACGAACUGCUCCCUUCUCCUUUUCAUUCUACACAACGCCGUAACAAGAUCAAUCAAAACAAUUACAGCACUAAUUCUAUUCCCUCGACUACCCCAGUGAAAACACCACUUCGAGCAAAGAAGUUUGAGCCAUUGACGCCAGAAGACUCACCUCUGCACGCGUUGGCCACCAAGGUUCCGCGUCUCAACCUUACGACGCCUCCCAAACUAAUGGACUCAAUCGACGUUGGGCCUCCCUCACCCGUUUCUCCCCUCAAGUCCAUUUUCAGCCGACCUCGUGUCGAUACGCCGAAUAAUGCCGCUACUUGUGCAGCCUGCAACCGUCCUCUCAACAGCGCUGCACUUCUGUCCCCUUGCAGCCAUCUCGUUUGCAGCUCGUGCCUCACGGGUUGCCUCAAUGCCGCUGGAGAAAAGGGUAUGGCAUGCAUGGCGUGCAAGAUGCCAAUCUCUACCUUUCGGUUGACGAGCGUCGUUGUGUCUGCCUCGGGCUCGGUCCUGCCUGUUCCACAAACACUCGCGGCGUCUGUUGCUACCACUGCCAAAGAACUGUCGUCGCCUGCAUCACUUCUUGCAUUGAAUGCUCUUCCAGCUCCCCAAGUUCAGCCAGUCAACAGCCUUGGUGCUUCCAACUCGGAGGAGGCGUGCGUACUACGAAUUGAUAAUGUCCCUUGGGACGUGACCCCCGAAAUGCUUGCGGAUUGGAUUGGCGACAACACAACGGCGAUUCAUCAUCACGCGUUGAUCGACCGAAAGGAUGGUCGCACAUUGUCCUAUGCCUAUAUGGAGGUCACACCCGAUGCAAUGAAGGCCAUCCUCCGCGCUCGCCAGAACAGUAUUCUAGGUUUCGGCAAACGAGCUCGUGCUGUCACUAUAACCGUGAGCACGCAAGAGGCUCUUAUGCGUGAGAUGUUCCCAAGCUGGAAGGGUCAUUUCCUUGGCAGCCGCCCUUGUGUUGCUGGCCUUGACAAUGGACGGAUUUCGUCUGCCUUUCAUGAUGGUCUUAUUUCGACAAAGGAAAUUGACGACGUUGUUAAGCUUCUCCGCAAACCCGACUCUCAUUUCGUCAAAGUGCCAACCUUGCCAUAUUAUCAUCUGAUUAGUAUCCUCCGCAAGUUUCCGUCUGACAAGGACAGCAAGAUCCUUCAUACCCCAGCAAUCAAAAAGGCUCUGUUCAAAUGUGCCCAAGUUGCAGUGGAAGAGCUGCAUACACGUGUAAACGGACCAGCUUGCACUACUUCCCUACUGGAUGCCCUCGGAGUUGCAGUUCGUGACUGUGAUGUCUUCACUCAGGAGCAGCGUUUGGAAUUGCUCACGUCGUUGGAUCACGACUCGCAACGUCACUCCUUCAAAGAGCUUCUAGAGACUUCGCAAUCAACCGUUGCCGGUCCAUCCACCGGCACACCCCAAUCGACCACUAUUGCACCUAGUCAGAAUGUGGUAGACCUCCUGGCCAAUACUCAUAAUGUCUCGGUCGAAGUCGUCCAUGCUCUUGCCCAAGACCUUGUCAAGCGUUUGCUCAAGCCCAUCGAUGUCCAACCUGAAAACAAUCAACUUGCCAGUAACGACUUGGAACUUCCCCUGGCAACGUUUUCGACUCGACUCUGA
Messenger RNA from Serendipita indica DSM 11827, 1968 nucleotides. NCBI's taxonomy places the organism in Eukaryota, Fungi, Basidiomycota, Agaricomycetes, Sebacinales, Serendipitaceae. The record is from the annotation of a GenBank genome assembly.